AAAAAUAUGGCGGACGUUCCCAACACAAAUCCGUUUCUGGAUGAUGAAGACGAUGAAAGUACAGUGAUUGCGGCUACAGAAGUAGUUAACACUGAAUCACAAGAUGUAAAAGCAAGUGAACACCAUGAACUUUCAUUAGAUUCACUUGCUGCAAGCCUUUUGAAGGAGAAUUUUGUUUUGACAGCCCUUGAAUUUCACACAGAGCUCUUAGAGACCGGAAGAGAAAUCCCACGACUCCGAGACUAUUUUUCAAACCCGGGAAAUUUUGAGCGUACAAAAGACGAAUUUGGAACUUCAUCACUGCAUAGAACAUCCAGUAUACAGACAUUUGAUUCUCUGGACUUUGCCCGGUAUUCAGAUGAUGGAGGUGGACAGGUGGAUGAAAGAGUGGCAGUUCUGGAAUUUGAACUUAGAAAAGCACAAGAUUCCAUCAAAUCUCUUCGAGCAAGCUUAACAAAAGAAGCAGAGAAUGAGCUUGGAUCAACAGAGAAGGUAAAUGAGGGUGUGGUCACUCUGGGACAGGAGGAGGCCAUUAAACCAUUAGAGAGGAGGGCCAUUAAUUUCCUGAUUAAUGAGUUCCUCCUACAGCAGAACUACAAACUCACAGCUGUCACCUUCUCAGAGGAGAAUGAAGAUCAGGAUUUUGAAGACUGGGAUGAUGUGGGAUUAAACAGGGCUCGGCCACCAAGUCUCUUACAUUUGUACAAAGAUUUCGGGAGCCAUGCUGUCCCACAAACUGAAACUCAGGACUUCUCCUGUCAGGCAGAUCUGGAUCUGGAGGAAAAUCAGAGGAGGGAGGAAGAAUGGAAUGAUCUGAAAUCUCAGCUGGAGUCAAAUAUUGCUGAUUUUGAAAAUCAGAUUUCAAUCUUAAGAACAGAAAACCAGAACUUGAUGUCACAGAUUACUCAGUUCCAUAGCCAAAGAUCUGAAAACCAGGUUAUACACAAUUCUGCUCCUUUGAAAUCUUCAAAAUUGUCUGAUCAGGAAAUAGAUUACACAGUGGCUGUGGAAAGCCCUAGUGUUGGUGAGAAUAGUAAUGAAGAGUGUGAUAAGAGAACUAUGAAUGGUGAGUCAAUGAUGGACACUAAUUGUGAAAGUGAGGCAAAAACUGUGAAAGAAGGGGACCAGUCUAAUGAUAAAGACAUGAGUGUGGGGUCACAUGACUUUGUUGUCAUAGAUUCAGACCAUAGCAUAAGUGAUAAAAGUCCUGACAAAAAAGAAAGUUCCAGUAAAGAAAAUCCAGACGAUGACUCAGGGCGGCAUUUAUCACCCACUUUCAGAAAAGCUCUCUUAGAUGUUUGUUUCCAUGUUUCUAAAGAUAAUCGUAUUGUACAUGAGGUGUCCCGAAUCAUUGGUGCUGACAGAGACCACAUCGUCACUAUGUUGGCACGCUGUCUUCCUCAUAUAGUCCCCAAUGUACUCCUGGCUAAAAGAGAGGAGUUAAUUCCCUUGAUAUUGUGCACUGCCAUGCUCCAUACAGACUCUAAAGAGAGAGACAAGCUCCUUAACAUUCUCUUUAAUCUGAUCAAAAAACCAGAUGAAGAACAAAGGCAGAUGAUCAUGACAGGCUGUGUGGCGUUUGCCCAACACACAGGAAGUGCUCGUCUGAUGGAGGAACUCCUUCCUCAGUGUUGGGAACAGAUAAACCACAAGUAUCCAGAGAGAAGAAUCCUAGUGGCUGAAGCAUGUGGCGCACUGGCAUCCUACUUACCUACUGAGAUUUUGAGCUCGCUCAUUCUGUCGAUGCUCCAGCAGAUGAUGGCUGAGGAUAAGGAGGCGGAAGUGAGAGAGGCUGUGGUCCGGAGUCUGGGAAUUCUCUUUGGAUUUAUCUGUGAUACUGACAAAUACACACAGGGUUGUGAAUUACUAUGGGCAUCCCUGAAGGAUUCUUCAGAGCGUGUGGUGACUGCUUCCCUCCAUAUCUUUCUCCCCUCCCUUGCUGUCUGGGCAGAUGAGCUCGAUAAACUCCAGCACAGUCUCAUACACAGUGUGGUCAAAGAUCUGGAAGAACUAGUUAAGAGUGCUCUGGCAGCUCAGAAAGCAUCAAACUGUAACCACAUUCCAUUAAAUGAGUCACGGUUCAUGAGUUCCAUGUCAGCAUUACAAGAACUGAUAUCAUUCCUCUACAUAUCUGUGAUAAAGACUGGGCCCUACCAGAACAAAAUUAAUGAAGUCCUGCAUAAUGUUGUGGAUGUUGAUAUAUCUCGGUUUCCCAAACCCAGCUCAUUGCUUACAGAUUUUAAGGUGGUAUGUGGUGACAAAGAUCAAUUAUCUGCCCUUGUUCACCUGUUUGAACAUCAUAUUGGUCAAGAAUGGUUUGAACCAUGGGAUUCAUUUAAUUGGGUUGUGAACAAUUUAAUUCCUAGAUUAUUAGAAGUUGUAUUAGGUGCCGGAUUAGCCCUACCUAAAAUAGUUAAUAGUCUGUGUCGUUGUUUCUUCUUGUUGUCUCGGACGUUUGGCAAAGUGUUCGUGGAGAAAAAGAUGAGACCAAAAUUCAUAGAGCUGUUGGUUUUGACAGAUGAGCACACUGACCACCGCGGUUAUGCGGCUGCCAAACAGACCAGUGUCACCACCUGUAUUGUCCCUGUGUAUGCAGCGGGAGUCUUGUCAGCAUUUAAUUCUGAGGAAGACAGACAGCAGCUGAUUCAGUUCCUACAAGAAAUCCUAUGUACUUUAUCCAUGUAUCAAGCCCCCCUAGACAGCCUAAAGGCAGCAUUUACUGAACUCAGUGCCAACCCCAGUAACCAUGAGCUGUUGUUGACUGUCCUUUGGGAUGGAGUGGUGCACUCCUCUUCCCAAGUCCGAGCUUCAGCUGCAAGACUGUUUGAGUUGAUGGUGAAAGGUGUUGGAGAGAAUCUCAUCUCUACCAGAGUCUUUCCUGCACUAGUCACACUUGGAACUGAUGCUGAAAUUAAUGUCAGAACAGCUACCAUUCCUGCUCUUGGAGCCAUAAUAGAGAAUGUGUCUCUUGUUGAUAUGUUAGACAGAGUUUACAUGCAGUUUAUAACCUUUAUGGAUGACCCAGUCUACAGAAAUGAACAUGAAGUCAUAAUUGAGUUGAUUCGCACACUCGCUCGAGUUGGUCCAAAUGCUGAGCCUCGUUUCCGAGAUGAUUUGAUUCUUCCUCGCUUGGCUUUUGUGGCACUCAAUAACAACCAUCAGCAGGAUGACAGGAAGCGAACAGAGGUGGCACUGCAGCUGUUUGAAGCCUACAGUGCUCUUUCAUGUUGCUUCAUCAAUGAUCAGUUGGUUCAGGAAGCAAUGUUGCCUGGGUUACGGUGCUUGAAACAUGAUAUGGGUGCUGUGGCACCUGAAAGGGAAGAAGUGGUGACUUCCAUCAUAAAAGACUAUGAAACCAAAGUAGAAGGGCUUAGAUCUGGAAAUUUUUCUUCUGGUCAUGGAGGAUCAACCCCAAACUCAGAGGAUGUGAAAUCUCGAGUCAUGAAUCGAAUCAAAGAUACUACAUCAAAGGCCAAUCUCUCUAAUAUAUUCACAAGAAAGAAGUGAAACUGUACGUAUGAAAUCCGUAUCUAGUGACUUUUGAACCAAAUCAAAUACACCACCUCAAAGCUCAACCUUGUAUUCACAAGGAAGAGAUGGAACUGGGUGACUAUGGACUUUUGCCAUAAAUGGUUGUUAUUUGCAGCCUGUGUUCAAAACCACAACAUAUUAGCAUUUCUGUUACCACUCAACACUGUGCCAGAAAUAUAAUCACUGAUUCCACUGUGAUGUGAACUUGGAAUAGUUCCAUACAAAGCACAAUAUUUGUAUUAUGUAUGAAUUUUUAAUUGUUAUUGAUCAAUAAAUCAUGAUUUAAUGGACUGCUGGUCAUGGGGUUGCAGCUCCGCAAGACAGUAGACAGCAGAAGCCAUUCUCAGCCACAUCUCUUCUGAUAGAAAAUGUUACCUCUGGAGUGUCAAAAAAAACUAAAUUAUGAAUGAAAACAUUUAUUAAUUGCAUUUUAUGUCUGUAACAGUUGUAUAGAAACCAGAAUUGUCAGAAGGAGUGUACUCUCUACACAGUAGCCAUAUUGAUUGAUGUGUGUGAGGGCAUUUGUCAUUUGUAGAUGGAUGAUACAUAAAUGAAUUUGUUGAGGAAAUGAGUUCUAUUUUUCAAAGCAUUUCUAUUUUUAUUCCAGCUAGAUUAAUAUCUCUCUGCCAUGUUCAUUGUGAUAUGAAGAUCCUAUGAUGUUACAAGUACUUACAAAACAGAGUUGGUUUGGGGACCCAAAAUUUGAAUUUAUACAACUAAAUCUUGUUAAUUUUUUUUUAAAAAAACAGUUUCUUUUGCCACAAUAACAUUUUGCAUCAUGUAGAACUUCCACCAAAUGAAAAGUGAUAGGAGAAACUUUGAAUAUUAUUACAUCAUAUGCAUUUUUUAAAAUGAAUUAUAUAUUUUUACUUAUAGCACAAUAUAUUUCCCAAAAAAUCUACUUAAAAUUACUUUCAAAUAAAAACAAAUAAAAAUGUUCAUUUUGUAUUUACUUCCAUUUAAAUAUGUAUUUAUGUAUCCAUUUCAUAUUUGCUACAUUUAAAGCUAUUAAUUCGGAUGCAAAGAAAACACCACUGAUUUAUGCUCAUGUGGAAGGAUAUUUUGAAAAUUUUUGCAAAAAUUUUGGAAAUGGGUAAACCAUUGCAUGGCUGAUGUACUUAUAUAAAUCUCUCCAAUAUUCAUGUUUUUAAAUCAUUAUAUUAUUUGUGAAUAAGCAUAAUGUGUAUACACUAAUGCUUUAUAAUAUUUUAUAUACAUAUCACUUGAACUGUUAUUGUGAUGGACAUAUAAUAUAUACUUUUACAAUCUUUAAGUUAUUAUCAUUAAUUUAUUGUUUUGUUUGAUGAAUUGAUAUAAAAAUGAAGUUUACAAUAAA
This is a messenger RNA of Saccostrea echinata, 4867 nucleotides long. RefSeq names its product RAB11-binding protein RELCH homolog. Gene Ontology annotation, molecular function: protein binding. The transcript is spliced from 27 exons. NCBI's taxonomy places the organism in Eukaryota, Metazoa, Mollusca, Bivalvia, Ostreida, Ostreidae. Bases 7 to 3507 code for a protein of 1166 amino acids. Gene Ontology annotation, biological process: intracellular cholesterol transport. The record is from RefSeq and is a predicted model, not a curated record. Gene Ontology annotation, cellular component: recycling endosome; trans-Golgi network.